This is a messenger RNA of Sphenostylis stenocarpa, 714 nucleotides long. Lineage: Eukaryota; Viridiplantae; Streptophyta; Magnoliopsida; Fabales; Fabaceae. The record is from the annotation of a GenBank genome assembly.
AUGGUGGUAAUGGGGGUUGCAGCACAAAAGCAGUUACACUUAGAGAAGCACGUGUUAGAGGGUUUUGGUUCGAAAUCCAUGGAAUUGAAAUGGGUGAGUCGAAGAAUCAGCAAAAGCUCACAGCUCGAGAAGACGAUGAAGCCGUUGAGCCCGCUUUUCCCAAUUUACAUUUCCACAGACCCGCGUCACGUCGAUCCUCACCGUCUCCGGGACCUCUUCGCCGAUUGCAACUACUCUACCCAAAAAAUUCCCACCCGAGCCGAACCCGAACCCGUGGACAUCCACAAACUCCGCAUUGCUCUGUCUCACAGCGCCGUGGUUGUCUCCGUCUUCUGCAACCUCCGCCAUGUAAACGACGUCGUUCCAUAUCACGGCAACUCAUCAUCGUCUUUAAUCGAGGAUUUCUUAACGCCGGUUUCUCCUUCACGCGAUCAAUUGGUGGGGUUUGGCCGCGCCAUUUCCGAUUGUGGCCUCACCGCAUCGAUUUACGAUGUCAUGGUUAUUCCUUCCCUGCAGAGAAUGGGAAUUGGUAAGAUGAUAGUAAAAAAAAUUACGAGAGUGCUUACAAAUAGAGAUAUCUACGACAUAUCAGCCCUUUGCUCAGAGAAUGAAAGGUUAUUUUUUAAGGCAUGUGGAUUUGGGAACGACAGUUUGGCCUCUACAACCAUGAUGUAUAGAAGAUCUGAUCCGUCAGUAACCCAGGAAGGUGAAUAG